UAAAUACACCACCUCUGAAGAGAAGAGAAGGACCACAAAUGUGCUCUUAGAACUAAAGUUUCACCAUGGCUUCCCACAAUGAGAUCGACGACACCGACAUCGUCGCUUCCGAAUCCUCUCCCUCUCCCUUCCCCUCUCCCUACCUCCAUCUCCACCUCCCUCCCUUCCUUGCAAGAAAGAUGGUUUCUGAGAUGCUUGCCACUUUCAUGCUUGUGUUUGUCACUUGUGGCUCCGCUGCCUUGAGCAAGAGCGACCCGAGCUUGGUCUCGCAGCUCGGGGCCUCGGUCGCUGGAGGACUCAUCGUCACCGUGAUGAUCUAUGCCGUCGGACACAUCUCCGGGGCACACAUGAACCCCGCCGUCACCCUUGCCUUCGCCGUCUCUAGGCAUUUCCCAUGGAUACAAGUUCCCUUUUACAUGGUGUCCCAAAUCUCCGGUGCCACGGUCGCGUCCUUUGUGCUCCGAGAAGUGCUAUAUCCGAUACGAAACCUUGGAACGACGACACCGAGCGACACCGCUACGAAAGCUUUGGUCGUGGAAAUCGUCGUCACGUUUUGUAUGAUGUUUGUAACAUCUGCGGUAGCAACUGAUACCAGGGCUGUGGGAGAGUUAGCGGGUUUAGCUGUUGGUUCCUCCGUAUGCAUAACAUCCAUUUUAGCUGGACCUAUCUCGGGCGGUUCGAUGAACCCGGCGCGGACGAUUGGACCAGCGAUCGCGAGCAGGAGAUUCGAUUCGAUUUGGGUUUACGUGAUCGGCCCGGUUUUGGGCACUUUGCUAGGCUCCGUAUCCUACGAGUUUAUAAGGCUGAAUGAGAGGCCCACGAAGGCCCAAUUUAAUAGCGACUGCCGGCUGCCCUCCCUCAAGCUUCGACGCUUGCAGAGCCAAGAAAAGGCCAACGAUACUUAUUGUGAUAAUAUUUAGAUUACCAAAUUAAUAAUUUAGAAGGUAUGGCAUGUCUUUAUUCUUGUGUUUUGCUUAUGAAUGAAUUAAGAUGAUUUGAUGCA
Zingiber officinale is the source of this 1003-nucleotide messenger RNA. Its product is annotated as aquaporin NIP2-1-like. Gene Ontology annotation, biological process: transmembrane transport. Gene Ontology annotation, cellular component: membrane. NCBI's taxonomy places the organism in Eukaryota, Viridiplantae, Streptophyta, Magnoliopsida, Zingiberales, Zingiberaceae. Bases 66 to 920 code for a protein of 284 amino acids. Gene Ontology annotation, molecular function: channel activity. The record is from RefSeq and is a predicted model, not a curated record. The transcript has 5 exons.